Messenger RNA from Maudiozyma barnettii, 981 nucleotides. RefSeq names its product Tda5p (gene TDA5). The transcript has a single exon. Gene Ontology annotation, molecular function: oxidoreductase activity, acting on the CH-OH group of donors, NAD or NADP as acceptor. The record is from RefSeq and is a predicted model, not a curated record. Lineage: Eukaryota; Fungi; Ascomycota; Saccharomycetes; Saccharomycetales; Saccharomycetaceae. Bases 1 to 981 code for a protein of 326 amino acids.
AUGAUAAGCAUUGAUACUAUCUUUUAUUGUGUCAUUCUUCCAUGUUUGAAAUAUCCAUGCCUUUUGAUUUUACCAUGCCAAUGGAUUCCAGUAUGGAUCAAAGUUGCUUCCGUGAUAUAUAGCAUAACAUUUUAUCUAUUCAAUGCAUUCAAUAAGAUAUACAAAUUUAAAUGUACCAAGGAAUGGAAGAAUUUAAGAGAUAUUACUGGAAACGUGGUAGUAAUUUCUGGAGGCAGCGGAGGAUUAGGUUAUUCGCUUAUAAAAACUCUGCUCGAAAGAUUUCCUUCCGUUACGAUAAUUAAUAUUGAUAAAAUCCCUUCUACCAUUAAAGAUGAACGAUUAAUGUAUUAUAGAUGCGACUUGUCAAAUUCCCUUGAUGUACAAGAAACAGUCCAAACGAUCAAAGAACAAUUUGAAAAUAGAAUUAACCUAAUAGUGAAUAAUGCUGGUACUCGACUCGCAUUCAAACCAAUAAACAAACUAAAUGAGGACGAAAUAAAACGCAUCUUUCAAGUUAAUUGUUUUGCUGCAAUAGAGGUUAUCAAACAGUUAACACCUAAUGAAAAUGAUGAACGCCAAUGUUUUGUUGUUACCAUUGCCAGUGUGCUAGGUAUAUUAAAUCCUUGUAAAGUUGCAGCAUACGCAGCAUCAAAAGCUGCUUUAAUAUCUUUCCAUCAAUCAUACGAGCAAGAGUUAAGAGUACAUCAUGUCGAUAACAUCAGGACGUUGCUAGUCAUACCAGGACAACUCAACACAAAGAUGUUUGGAGGAUUUGAACCUCCUAGACAAUUUUGGGCUCCGACUAUCGAUGUCGAGAGUCUAGCCAAAUAUAUUACAUAUAAAUGUGAGAUUGGCGAAAGAGGCACAAUACAGCAGCCAUUGUAUGCCAAUUUUGCACAUAUUCUAAUGUCUAUGCCAUAUGUUAUUCAAGUAUGGGUUAGAAAAUUCGCCCAAAUUGAUGAUUGUCUGCCUGAUGAAUAG